AUGGAGAGGCAGUGUAGUACUAAAAGUCAAUCUUGGUGUGUAAGAACAGCCGAAGAUGAAGAAAACAAUUUUAUGAUGAUUUGCCGUAAGGGUAACGUUUAUGAGCUAAUGGAAUUGGCACCAUUCAUUAGCGUUGAUGGACAUCUGCUGCAUAAAUACGACCAUCGUGGGAGACAGUGUAUUCACAUGGUGGCAUUGUACGACAGAAAAAAUGCUAUUAUGAAAAUAGAAAUACUUGUAAACAUGGGUGCAGACAUUAAUGCAAGGGAACGAAAUACUGGUAAUUCAUUACUUCAUAUUGCUGUGAAGACAAAAAAUUACGAAUUGGCUGAGUGGCUGUGCCGAGAGCCAACCGUUAAUCUAGGAGCUAUUAAUUAUGAGCAUCAUACUGCUUACCACAUGGCCUACUACCUUCAUGAUGAGAAGAUGAAGGAGCUUUUGAUAACCAACAGAGCUGUCUGUGACAAUCCUGAAGGCAUCAAAAUGUCUGAAGAUGAUAUUAGUGACUUUUCUAGUGACAAUUAACGGAUUCUUGUUUACAGUG
Messenger RNA from Microplitis demolitor, 544 nucleotides. RefSeq names its product NF-kappa-B inhibitor cactus (gene ank-C1). Lineage: Eukaryota; Metazoa; Arthropoda; Insecta; Hymenoptera; Braconidae. Gene Ontology annotation, molecular function: protein binding. The record is from RefSeq and is marked provisional. The transcript has a single exon. The coding region runs from base 1 to 525 and encodes 174 amino acids.